AGGCCGAGGCGGCGGCCCGCGGCCCCUUCGACCUCAUCUGCGCCUGCGACGGGAAGCACUCGAAGGUCCGCGACUCGGCCGCGGCGCAGGAUCCCGAGCUCGUCAUCACUACCCGCGAGGGCCGAGCCGUCGGCGAGCAGCGCUACAAGACGGUGAAUUGCGACAAGGUAGAUGACAAGAGCGGCUCCAACGAAGAGCUGCUGAAGCCAGGGUGGCUCUACAACUACCACGGCGCGGAGGUCGCCAGGAUGCCGGCUGGCGGCGCAAUCGGCAUCGUCGCCAUCUGGGGCGAGCGGGAUCUGCAGCCCGGCAUGCUGAAGGAACGCUUCCCGCGGCUGAUGCCUCUCAUUACGGCC
Messenger RNA from Prorocentrum cordatum, 356 nucleotides. NCBI's taxonomy places the organism in Eukaryota, Dinophyceae, Prorocentrales, Prorocentraceae. The record is from the annotation of a GenBank genome assembly.